Molecule: messenger RNA, 765 nt
Organism: Exophiala aquamarina CBS 119918
Lineage: Eukaryota; Fungi; Ascomycota; Eurotiomycetes; Chaetothyriales; Herpotrichiellaceae
Exons: 2
Coding region: 1-765 (254 amino acids)
Molecular function (GO): oxidoreductase activity
Source: RefSeq, a predicted model, not a curated record
AUGGCUUCGCAGCUCCUCAAGGGCAAGAUUGCCAUUGUGACCGGGGCUGGAAAGUCUAACGGCAUCGGUGCUGCAACGGCGGUUGCGCUUGCACAGCAAGGAGCUAAUGUCGCCAUCCAUUACAACAGCUCUGCCGGCCAGGCAGAAGAAGUCGUGGGGAAAUUAAGAAGCUUUGGCGUUCAGGCUGUUGCACUCAAAGCUGAUGCUGGAGACACGAAUUUUGGCCAAACCCUCGUCAAUGGCACGUUGAAAGCGUUCAACGCAGAGACCAUCGAUAUUAUUGUCAACAAUGCUGGUACUGCCGUUCUAAAUCCUGAGGGCAUCUCCUCUGUCGGCACCUCUGAUUGGGAUUCGGUCUUCCAUGUCAAUGUGCGCGGCCCGUUCCUACUGAUUCAAGCCGCACUUCCUUUCAUGAAGGCCGGAGGGCGCAUCAUCAACGUAUCUAGCAUAAUCGCGAGACUAGGCUCCUUUAUGUUGCCCGUAUAUGGUGCUUCGAAAGGCGCUUUGAACGCGCUAACCGUUGCAUUAUCAGACGAGCUGGGACCGAAGGGCAUAACUAUCAAUAUAGUUGCGCCAGGACCUAUCAAGACCGAUCUCAGCAUGGAGGGAUCGCCUAUUGCGACAAGGCUCCGCAAUAAUCAACAUAUCAAGAGGGAGGGAACCGCGGAAGAGGUAGCGGAGGCAGUGUUAUUCCUGGCUGGUUCUGGUGCCAGCUAUAUCACAGGCCAGAUUAUUGGUGUCGACGGUGGUAUUGGCUUCCCUUGA